Coregonus clupeaformis (lake whitefish) is the source of this 4466-nucleotide messenger RNA. RefSeq names its product ubiquitin-associated protein 2. The record is from RefSeq and is a predicted model, not a curated record. The coding region runs from base 132 to 3812 and encodes 1226 amino acids. The transcript has 27 exons. NCBI's taxonomy places the organism in Eukaryota, Metazoa, Chordata, Actinopteri, Salmoniformes, Salmonidae. Gene Ontology annotation, cellular component: cytoplasm; nucleus. Gene Ontology annotation, molecular function: protein binding.
AACCACGGAGGAAAGCAACUACAGCAGCUACGCCGUAUAUCACGUGACCUUGUCUGCUGCUGGCUGAGUAAAGUGUUAGCGGUUAGCAGAUUUUUCUAUUUUGUACAUACAUUGUUUUGUAUAUACUGUAUAUGAUGACCUCGUUGGGCGGCGACAAAGCCCGGGGCACUCGGGACAAAGUGCUGCCUGCUGCCACCCACACAACUCAACCACAGAAACAGCUCCAGGCGACCGCAGAGCAGAUCCGGCUCGCCCAGAUGAUCUAUGACAAGAAUGAUGCUGAUUUUGAGGACAAAGUGAACCAGCUGAUGGAGGUGACGGGAAAGAACCAGGACGAGUGCAUGGUAGCGCUCCACGACUGCAAUGAGGAUGUCAACAGAGCCAUCAACUUCCUCCUUGAGAGCACCUCUGACACGACCUCGUGGGAGACAGUGGGGAAAAAGAAACCCCUAGCGAAGGACGGCCCGGCGGAGGGCAAGGAGAACCGGGAGAAGAGAGGAGGAGAGAGGGAGGGCAGCAGGGGCCGGGGAAGCAACCGGAGAGGCAGGGGUGCCAGCAACCGCAGCCGCCAGGGGGAGAGAGUGCGGCCAGAGGAGAAUGGUGUGGAAGUGGGCCCUGUGGACAGAGGGUCAGAGCGAGGCCGCAGGGGGGGAAGAGGGGGUAGAGGUGAGUGUCAUUUAGUGGCACUUUCUCAUAUGUUCCAGUCAACACUCCCAGUCGGAUCUGGAGGCAGAGGAAGGGGCAGGGUGCCAGCUGGAAGCAGGUUUUCAGCCCAGGGAAUGGGGACCUUUAACCCAGCAGACUACACCACAGAACAGGGAACAGGGACCACACAAGAUGACUCCUGGGAGUCAGGGGCCAACAACAGCACAGACGGGACAGUGGCCUGGAGGAGUACUCUGGAGGACUGGGCUGCUGAGGACUGGAGCGAGGAUCUCUCUGAGACCAAAGUGUUCACUGCUUCAAGUGCACCUGCACCUCAGAACCACAUCACACCUGGGCAAAGUCUGAACCUGGCCUCUAUGCUGCAGAAGCCAGUGGGAGGAGGAGAGGCUCCCUCCUCUCAGAGCCUGGUCUUCACCAACUCCCACCAUCACCCCACCCACAACGGGUCAGCCAUCGGCACAGGCAGUACCAGCUACGCACAUGCCGCCCUGUCGUCAGUGCUGGGGGCAGGUUUUGGGGACCUGGGUCAGUCUAAGAGGAGUCAGUCCAGUCCGGGGGCCCAGAUCUUGGAGCAGCUGAAGGGCCCAGGCCUGGGUCCUCUCCCUUCCUCCCAGGCAGCCCCCCCUCCCAGCACACAGGGGGCCAGCAGCACCUCUCUGGGGAGUAGACUCCCAGGGUUAGGAGUAGCACCCCCGGUCCUCCCUCCACCUUCCACUUCCAGCUGGGACAACAAGGCCCCUGAGCCCAGCACCACCACCUCCUCACUCACCUCCCACUUCAGCCGGGAGUUUAGGCUGCAGCCUGAGCCAUCCCUGGUGCUGAGCCAUCUGGCCCAGAGACACAGCGCCCCCUCCCUGCCCCUGGUGUGCCAGUCCAGCCCCCCGCCAGCCCAAUCCCCAUCCCCCAGCCAGGGACCCCCCCUGGCCGCCAUCGGUGCCAAGCCUGCCCCCAGCGCAGGGCCGGACCCUCAGGGCAGCAGCUCGCUGCAGCAGCACCGCAUUCCGCAGCUAAAGGCUCAGAAACGAAGGAUACCUCCCACCUCCAAGAUCCCCUUGUCGGCGGUGGAAAUGCCUGGCUCUGCCGACAUCCCCGGUCUAAACGUUCAGUUCGGAGCGCUGGACUUUGGCUCGGAGGCAGCCCUGCCGGACUUUGGCCCUGUGGAGACAUGCGUCAGCGUGGCCUCCAGGGAGUCCACCAGGGCCCCCGCCCCACAGAGCCAGACCAACCUCUACUCCAAACCCCUCAGUGAAUCUAUGGGCAUCCCUCUCUCCGUUCCCCUCCCUCUGUCCUCCUCUGAGCCCAUCUACCACUUCCCGUCGGUGGCCAUGCCCAGCCUCGCCCCCUCCUCUAUGGGUACGGUCAGCUCCUCCACUCCCUCCUCCUCCAUCUCUUCCUCGGUGCCCUCCUCCUCCACAUCUCCCUUCGUCUCACUGGGAAGCGGUUAUGACUGUGGGCCUGUGGCCCCUCACUCACGCCUGGCCUUCUCCCAGAGCAAAGAGGCCCCCGGACCAAUCAUGAACGGUCUGAACGGUGUGAGGACGUCUGCUAUGGACACUUCAUCAGCCUCCUCCACGCCAGAGUCUCCCUCUCCGAGCAUCAGUACCAGCAGUGCUCCUGCCCCCUCUGCCCUCAUGCCCUCCUCCAUACCCCCCCAAAGCUCAGCACUUCCCAGUCUGCCACAUGACAUGCCCUCUGCCAGCCUGGCAACACAGAACAGCCAUGGCAGCAGUAGUCAUUCCUCAGCACUUGGCUCCAGCUCUCUCACUUACACCAGUGUGGAGAGUAGUGUGAGCUCUCUGGCGCCCUCGUCUGGCGCCUACUCAUCUGGUCAUGCCAUGGCCCAGUCGCUCCACCAGGCCCCGGCCCAGUCGCUCCACCAGGCCCCCGCCCAGUCGCUGCACCAGGUCAACAGCAGCAUGGCUCACAUCAUGGGCACCAUGAGCCACAUGAACAGUAUGGUCAGUAGCAUGGGUGGCACCAGCGGGCUACACGCCAACCAAGCACUGGGGCUCAGCGCCAACGGAACCACAGCCCAAUCGAACCUCUGCUCGGCCCCCAGGACCGCACCGCUGCUCUCCUCCUCAACUGGUAAAGCUCCUCCUAACCUGUCCCAGGGAGGGCCCCCACUACUGCCCAACCAGUACAUCAUGGGCCCAGGAGGCCUGCUGCCUGCCUACCCGCAGAUCUAUGGCUAUGAGGACCUCCACAUGCUACAGUCCAGACUGCCUAUGCCCUCUUUGCAGGAUUAUUACGGAAUCACAUUCCCUGGCCCCACAGCACUCUCUGGCAGAGAUGGGAACCUCGCCAAUAACCCCUACUCAGGUGAAGUCACAAAGUUUGGCAGGGGUGACUCCACCUCCCCUGCACCCCCCAGCAGCUUGUCAGCCCAACAGCAGCCCCAACAAGGCCAGCCCCAGGCCCAGACUCAACCCCCCCAGCCUCAAGGCCAGCCCCAGCCUCAGGGCCACCACAGCAGCCAGCAGCAGCAGGCCUUCCUCCCGCCGGGCUACAGCUACACGGGCCUGCCCUACUAUCCCGGGAUGCCUGGUGCUGCCUUCCAGUACGGCCACACCAUGUUCAUGCCCCAGGGACAAGGGCCAGCCAAGCAGCAUGGUGUGGGUCUGGGCAACCCCUCAGCAAGCCCCUUCCAGCAGCAGCCCAGCGGCUACGGCCAGCACACUUUCAGCUCAGGGUAUGAGGACCUGACCCAGGGCCAAGCAGGAGUGGACUACAGCAAAGGCUACAGCAACUCCUCCCAGAGCCAGGCCAAAUCUGCUGCUACAGGUGCUGGUAAAGGCGGCAUCUCUGUGACAUCAGGCAACACCGGGAUCCCAGAAAUCAGUGGCAGUGUUUACAACAAGACCCAGUCCUUUGAUAAGCAAGGUUUCCAUGCGGGGACUCCCCCUCCCUUCAACCUGCCCUCAGCUCUGGGGGGUCCUGGAGGGGCCCCGGGGGGCUAUGCUCCUGCCCCCUUCCUCCACAUCCUGCAGCCUGCCCACCAGCAACCCCACUCCCAGAUGCUGCACCAUCACCUGGCUCAGGACGGACAGGGCGGUCCUAGCCAGCGAGGCCAGUCUAGCAGCAUGCAGCAGAAGAGCCAGGUGAACAAGUCCAGCUACGGCAGCUCCCCAUACUGGGGCAACUGACAGGGCUGUGUGUGUCUGAGUGUGUACACGUACUGCAUCGUGCCCACCUAUCUUGACUGAUCAGACCAUAGAAGGACAAACCAUUUUACAGCCCCAAGCUAAAACACACUACCACCCCCCCUACUCAAUAUUCCCCUUUUCAAAUUUAUGGCUGUUGUAUGUAAAAUAUAUUUAUGUAUUUAUACAGUAUAUAUGUAUUGGUAGGAAAUGAAAUGUGAUUUUCUGCAUUUGUUUUAUUUUUUCGAAGGAUGUUUUGUUUUAUUUCAAAAUGUCGGGAAGAUGAGUGCAUCAAAGAUCAUGAGAAGUAAUUAUGAAGUUGGUGAAUAUACUUGAACCAGAACAAGCAUCAUGUGGCGUCGACGAUUUUUGUAUGCAUACAUGACCCUGAUGUACGUUACUGCUAAGCAUCAUUUUUCAUGGUGAAGCCUUUUUUUUAAAGCUGUCUUUUUGUUUUGUAACUUGUCUCUCCCAUCUGAACUCUUUUCUAUUGAGGGUGACAUAAGUUGAUAGCUUGAGUUUUAUUUUUACCCCCUAUAUCCCACCAUUUGAUUCCCACCUUAAGUUGGCUGACGUGUGACAGCCAGGCAUUGGAUUUGAUGUCAAUAACAUUGGUUUAAUCUUCAUUGUCCAACAAAUAAAAGUUCUGAACAGUUA